AUGAGUGCUGCGCAGCCUCACCAGCAAAGCCGUAGGCAUUCCUUAAAUGCCUACUUCAGUUUUGUGGAACCAACAAAAACAACUCCUGCCAACAAAAAAAGCAACGGCGGUGAUGAGUCAUCGCAGCGAUCAGCUGAAUUGGAAUCGAUGCAAAGGACGCAGUCGGCAGAAGCAGAAGUAAACAGCAAUCGCGCAACAACAAAUGCGCUGAUAGCGACAAGUAUGCAGGUACCAACAAGCACUCGGUUAACGAAGGAAAACAAAAAAGAAGGUGAGAAUGUACAAUGCAAGAAAGGACCAUCUAUUCAGACUGGUAUUGACCGCUACAUAAACACAAAAAGGAAAUCUAGUCCAAUUAAAUCAGCGGUCAAUAACAAAAAAUUUCAAGCAGGCACGCCAAAUGGUAAAAAGCCAGACAUUUUAAUUGGCAAUAGAUUUGCCUUACUGAGCAGGGAACCUAACGACGAUGCGAAGGGUACUACUGCAGCAGUGAAUGCCAAACCUCCUCCAAUCUAUUUGCGUGAGCGUAGCUCAAAUGCGCUUGUCUCCAAAUUGAGCAAUUUAAUAGGCACGAACAAUUUUCAUAUAGUGCCUUUAAAAAAAGGUAACAUAGAUGAAACGUAA
Zeugodacus cucurbitae (melon fly) is the source of this 624-nucleotide messenger RNA. RefSeq lists its product as uncharacterized. The record is from RefSeq and is a predicted model, not a curated record. Lineage: Eukaryota; Metazoa; Arthropoda; Insecta; Diptera; Tephritidae. The coding region runs from base 1 to 624 and encodes 207 amino acids. The transcript has a single exon.